This is a messenger RNA of Eimeria tenella, 1944 nucleotides long. RefSeq lists its product as uncharacterized. The record is from RefSeq and is a predicted model, not a curated record. The transcript is spliced from 10 exons. NCBI's taxonomy places the organism in Eukaryota, Apicomplexa, Conoidasida, Eucoccidiorida, Eimeriidae. Bases 1 to 1944 code for a protein of 647 amino acids.
AUGGGCCACUAUUUCUCCGGGGCCGCGCAUCAGCUUCAGCAGCAGCAGCAGCAAGAAGAGGCCCCGGGGGUUGAAGAGAGCAUCCCUAUAGACCCCCAAACCCUAGAUGAGCUGCUGUUCAAUUUGCACUACUUGCGGGCCUUUGGGGGCCCCCCGGGGGCCCCCCCCAAGGGCCCCCUGAAGGGCCCCAGGAGGGGUGGCCCCCCGAAGGGUACAGGCCUUCUGGGGAAGAAGUUUAGGGGCCUUUUCAUAGCUAAGGGGGGCCCCCGUCGCGUCGUUUUGAGUCCAGGGGACAGAUUUGCUAACUUGCCAGCAGAAGUGGACUUCCGAGUUCUGGAAACUUAUUCUCCGGGGGCUGAGUGGGAUGAUGAAGCUGAGGGCUACAUCCCGCAGCAGCGAGAGGUGAUUUGGAAGCUACAAAAGGCAAACAAAAAAGCAGAAGCAGCAGCAGCAGCAACAGAAAACAACCAGGAGGAGGAGUCGGACAGUGAUGGCCCUGCAGAUGAUCCUGAGGCCUCUUGGGAACGCCAGAGAGGAGCAGAUAUAGAAGAAGAAGCAAAGGCAAGCAGCAGCAACCGCAGCAGCUGCAGAAGCAGCAGCAGCAGCAGCAGCCAGCUGCUGCAGCAGCUGCAGUUGCAGCGGCAACAGCAGCAGCUGGUGGGAGUGCAGACAGUAUCUUUAAAGGGUUCGGGUGUAUGUACACUCUGGCGGGCUGCUGCUGCUGCUGCAGCUGCUGCUGCUGCUGCUGCUACCCACUGCGUCCCCAAAAGAAACACCCCUAUGACUGAAGAGCAAUACCACAUUUUGCUGCAGCACUUGAGGGGCCUCGCGGGCCACUCAGGGCCUGCGCUAUUUCAAAUAGAGCAGCAGCAGCAGCAGCAGCAGCAGCUGCAGCCGCAGCAACGGAAGCAGGUCGAAGCACUUUUGCAGGAGCAGCCAAUUAGCCUUCUCACCAAUGAGCAGCUAAAAGAAGCAGCACAGCUUUAUCUGCAGCAGCGAAUGGGGAUACAGCAGCAGCCUAUGCAGCAGCAGCAGCAGCAGCCUGUGUUCCAGCAGCAGCCUGCACAGCAGCAGCAGACUUCUUAUCUUCCGUCGGCAGCAGCAGGACAGCUGGCCAGCACGCUAGCGCAGACCCAGCAGCAGCAGCAGCAGCAACUGCAACAACAGCAGCUGCAGCAGCAGCAGCUGCAGCAACAAAGACUGCAGCAACAGCAGCUGCAGCAGCAUCAGCUGCAGCAGCAGCAGCUGCUGCAGCAACAACAAUUAAUUCAGCAGCAGCAGCUCCUGCAGCAGCAGCAGCAGCAGCAACUACAGCUUCAGCUGCAGCAGCAGCAGAAUUCUCUGUCAUGGCAACCGCAGCAGCAGCAGAAAAAGCUGGCCCUGCAGCAGCAGCAGCAGCAGCAGCAGCCGGAACUGCAGCAGCAGACUAGUUCUGCGUCUGUGGGAGAAGCCAAAAAGCAGUGGGCCCCGCGGCGCAGCGAGAGUUUGCUGCAGGCGCUGCAAGGAAGCCCUUCUGCUGCAGCAGCAGCAACAGCAGCAAAGUUUGACCCCAUAGCUGAGCAGCACGGGGAGCUGCUGCCGAGGAGAAGCAGCAGCACAAAAGAAGACAAGAGGAGACAAAAAGAAAGAGACACUUUUUCAAGAAGAGCUUCGCUGGCCAGAACCAACUCCAGCAGCGAAACUAGCGCCAGCAGCAGCAGCAGCAGCAGCGGCAGCAGCAGCAGCAGCAGCAGCACUUCACCGGCUCCUCCCCGCAAAUCGCGGAAGGAGGAAGCAGCAGAAGAAACUCUGAAGCAACAAAAGGCCCUUAUGAACAAGAAGCAUAAAAGACUUUACGAAAGAAUUGAGUUUGGGAGAAAGCGGAAAGAGCAGCAGGCGGAAACCCUCAGAGCCAAGAGAUUGGCACUGCAGCAGCAGCAGCAGCAAAAGAAGCAGCAGCAGUAA